Messenger RNA from Anoplopoma fimbria (sablefish), 1980 nucleotides. RefSeq names its product synaptotagmin-14-like. Bases 1 to 1980 code for a protein of 659 amino acids. NCBI's taxonomy places the organism in Eukaryota, Metazoa, Chordata, Actinopteri, Perciformes, Anoplopomatidae. The record is from RefSeq and is a predicted model, not a curated record. The transcript has 8 exons.
AUGGCCUUCUUCAAGAGCUUCCAGCAGAACAUCCCAUCUGUCAACAUUUCCUCCCUCCUGGACUCGGUCACCAGCCGCGUGGAUGACCUGGCCAACGCCGUCAGUGACGCCACGUACGCUGUCAGCGACCAGCUGACGGAGCAGGUCACCACUAUCAUCAGCAAGGUGCAAGACGAGGAAGAUGGGGAGAACAGCGGCCAGGAAUCUGGUCAGAUUUCCACGGCACAGGAAGGAGGACGCAAAGUAAGCAACGCGGCCUCAAAGACCAACCAGUCCGGUGAUGCUAUCGAGGCUGAGAGCACUGCGAGCCAGCUGGAGUGGGAGUGGAGGGACGGAUGCUGGCGAGUGAAAAAGACAGAAGCCGAGUUAGCAGAGGAAGAGAAGAGGAAGAAGGAGGAGAAGGAGGUGCAGGAGUAUGAAGGCAGGUUAUCAAAGCAGAAAAAGCAAAAAGAAGAGGGAGAAGAGAAGGUAGAGGUGGCGGACAGCCUUGAGAGAGAGGGAGAUGACGAGGAAGAGGCCGAGCUUUCUAAAUCUCCCUCAACAGUGAAAAGGAAAAAGGCAGACAAGAAGAAGAGGAAAGGAGCCAAGGAGAAGGGAGUUUUAUCAGACAGCGAGGAGGACAAAGGCCCCGAGGCUGUGGCCCAGCAGAACACAACUUCUGCAUGGAGCAACAAAAGCAAACAGUCCACUGAGCAGGGAGGCUACAGCAGUGAAGCCUCCAGCGAACGGGCAGCCAACAGCAUCCAGAGAAUAAAGAAAAAGUCCUCCGUCAGUGAGCCCCAGCCUCCUCCGUACCAGGACGAGGGUUCGGCGGCGCGCGUGUCCUCUCGUUCCCGCUCGGAGCGAGCUGUCCGGAGGGGGUCGUCCCCACAGCACUGCGACAGUGAGGCCAGCGAGGCCAGUGUAGACCAGGACACUGAGAGCUACCUCAACAAAGGCUGUGAGGAGGACAUACCCAGUGACAGCACCGCUGUGCUGGGACCAGAGGACGGCUCCGGUCCUCAGCUCCCCACUGCCUACGAGCCAGAGCCAUUCGCCAAGUAUGGCACCCUGGACGUCGCCUUCGAGUACGAUUCCGGUGAGCAGUGGUUGGCAGUGACUGUCACUGCGGCAACGGACAUCCCUGCUCUCAAACAGACGGGCAACAUCGCGUGGCAGGUCCACCUGGUCCUGCUGCCAACCAAGAAGCAACGGGCCAAGACCGGGGUGCAGAAGGGUCCGUGUCCUGUUUUUACAGAAACAUUUAAGUUUUCCAGAGUGGAACAGGAGGCCCUGGGGGACUACGCUGUUCGAUUCCGCCUGUACAGCAUCAGGCGGAUGAAAAAGGAGAAGGUCCUGGGAGAGAAGGUGUUCUACCUGACUAAGCUCAACCUGCAGGGAAAGAUCGCUCUACCUGUCACCCUGGAGCCGGGCUCCGAACUCACAGGUUGCGGCUCUGUGGUGAGCGUUUCUCGCAGUGCAGGAGCUCUGUCCUAUCGCUCUACUGAAGACUCUUCCAUGCCAGAGAUCCUCCUGGGUCUCCUCUACAACUCUGCCACGGGACAGUUAUCUGCUGAGGUCAUCCAGGGAAGCCACUUCAAAACCACGGCGUCUGAUAAACCCGUCAACGGUCUGUUCUGUUGUAUAAAACACUUCGUAGGGGGGCAGCUUUAUAUCAUGAGAGACACCUACGUGAAGCUGACCAUGCUGGACUCAAAGGGGAAAGAGAUGUCCAAGUGUAAGACGGCCGUGUGCCGCGGCCAGCCCAACCCCACCUACAAGGAGACGUUCUUGUUCCAGGUGGCGCUCUUCCAGCUGUCCGAAGUGUCUCUGGUGCUGUCGGUGUUCUGCCGCCGGAGCAGCAUGAGGCCCAGGGAGAGGCUGGGCUGGGUCUCCCUGGGCCUCAACAGCACCGGCGAGGAGCAGCAGACCCACUGGACUGAGAUGAAAGAGGGGGAGGGACAGCAGGUCUGCCACUGGCACACCCUCACCGACACAUAG